UGCACACUGACGGUUACUUCCACUCUCCAACAUGCAGACUGGAAAUACAGGUUUCCAUGGCUUAGUGAUGUGCUUCUGCUUGGGUAGUUCCGUAUUACUAGCAAGAGGACUGGACAUGGACAUGGAGCGGACUACAGCCACGUCUCAGAAAGCCGUCCGCCAGGCCCCGUCUCUGUGUGCUGGUGAGCAGGAGUACGUUCACCAGAGGAAACGAGUGGUUCUGCAGUCGCUCCGCCGCCUGGCCGUCAACUGUACUGCAGAUUCUGUUCCCCACAUCGCUCUGCUGGCCUCUGGAGGGGGUCAGAGGGCAGCUGUGGGUCUGGUGGGUUCCCUCUACCAGAUGGAGAAGGAAGGCCUGUUGGACUGUUUGCUCUACCUGGGCGGAGUCUCUGGGUCCACAUGGUCCAUGUCCUCCGUGUACAGUGACCCGGAGUGGAGCAUCAACAUCGACGCCACGGUGGCCAGGCUGUCGGGCCCCGGGGUGGAGCUGGAGGCGGUGUUGGCCUGGUUGGGUGAGAGGGCGAAGGAGGAGAACUUCUCCCUCACCGAUAUCUGGGGGGUCUUCACCUCGGCUGGCAUCAUGAAACAGAUGGACCUACGGCAUCUUUCAGAUGAGGCCAGCAGGAACACCACCAACCCGUACCCCAUCUACAGCGCCAUCGAGAAGCACUGCUUCUCCUCCGGUCCCAUCGAAGGCCAGUGGUUCGAGGUGAGCCCUCACGAGGCCGGCUUCACCGAGCUGGGCCUCUUCGUUGAAACGUCUCUCCUGGGCAGCAAAUUCAAGAGCGGAGAGCUGUUGGAGGAAACGCCUGAGAUGGAUAUGGUCAAACUCCAAGGUGUUCUGGGCUGUGCGUUGGCUCAUGAGGACACGAUGAAGGAGUUCAUCCCUCCCUGGCUGAAUGUGGCUGGGCAGAGAGACAGUGCUGCUGAAGAGUACCUGCGUGUAUACAGUGGCCUUCAUAAGCUCGUGGCCCUGACCAGAAGCACCGUGAAGGAUCCGACUGCCCUGUCUUACCUCGGAGAGCUGCAGCAAAUACUCGAAGACCAGAUGAAGCGCAGUGAGUCGGCGUGGCUGGAGCCCAAAAGUGUGGAGGAAAGAAAACGUCUUUCUCAGCUGCUGCGUACCGAGCUGCUGACGGCCGUCGAGACCUGGAGCGAGAGUCUGGAGGCCGGAGCGUUCCGGACACAGGUCUCUCUACUUACUACGAAGGUUCUUCCCAAGAUUAUAGCGUGGGAGUGGGGAACAACCAGCAACUUUCUCUACCAAUACCAAGAUUCAAUGGUUCCAACUUGCCUUCGCGCUCAAGAAAGAUUCCACCUCAUAGACGCGGGGCUGCUGAUGAACGUCGCCUACCCUCCAUUCCUGGGAGAGAAGAGGGACAUCGACCUCAUCAUCGCACCAGAGUACAGCGCUGGCAACGUGUUCGAGACGCUGACUCUAGCCAGAGACUACGCGGCCGCGGUGAAGAAGCCGUUCCCAGAGAUAGACGAGCACAUGCUGGAGGAGAGGGAGUGGCCAAAGGACUGCUACGUGCUCGAGGGCAAAGGCAGCCAGCCGUCCAUCAUCUACAUGCCGCUCUUUAACAGGAGGAACUGCAGAGAUGCAGAGGAGGUCAAAGAGAAGAUGGAGAAGUUCUCCACCUUCCAGCUCCCCUUCAGCCAGGAGAAGAUGGAGUUUGUCUUGGAGACGGCCAAAGACAACAUCCGGAGCAACAGGGACGCUCUGCUGAGGGAGGUCCACAAGGCUGUGGCCCACCGCCACCAGAGGAAGUCUGUGCUGCUCUAGAUGAGAAGCAGACGCUCUGUGAGAGAACAACACGUCCACGUGUCCUCUUGUUGCGCUGCGUGUCCAGAAGGAACUGGGUCCUGAUUCUUGGUUCCAACACCAGAGGCCUGGACCAGAAAGCAGGAUCUGGGCUCAGCGAGGCUCCUCUGUUGGUUACUGACACCGACUACCGCAAAUAAAAGAUCACCUGUAAAACAAAGAA
Molecule: messenger RNA, 1988 nt
Organism: Pseudoliparis swirei
Lineage: Eukaryota; Metazoa; Chordata; Actinopteri; Perciformes; Liparidae
Product: cytosolic phospholipase A2 beta-like
Exons: 14
Coding region: 32-1786 (584 amino acids)
Biological process (GO): glycerophospholipid catabolic process
Cellular component (GO): nuclear envelope; cytosol; nucleoplasm
Molecular function (GO): calcium ion binding; calcium-dependent phospholipid binding
Source: RefSeq, a predicted model, not a curated record